Molecule: messenger RNA, 2600 nt
Organism: Gossypium arboreum
Lineage: Eukaryota; Viridiplantae; Streptophyta; Magnoliopsida; Malvales; Malvaceae
Product: probable pectate lyase 5
Exons: 5
Coding region: 1003-2505 (500 amino acids)
Molecular function (GO): pectate lyase activity
Source: RefSeq, a predicted model, not a curated record
GCGUCGAAUGAAGAAGAACACACAGUUGAUUUUCUCCACCAUGCAAAACCCAGGCCUCCAACUUCCACUCAAACUGAAAGAUUAAUAAAAGUUUUACUCAAAGGAGGCCGCAAUAUUUGAAUCUUUGAAUCAUAUCUAAAUCUUGAAUCUUUUUCAACAAAGGUUUCUCUUUUAUCUGUUAAUCACAACAAACACCAUACUGCUAUUCAUAGCUGGUUCAGUAUUUUGGUAGGAAAAAAAAAAAAAAGUAUGGCAGUUUAUCAGAUGACGAUUUACAUUGUAACACUGACUUUGACCUAUAAAUUGUGCCUACGGCUGACUGCUGGUAGGCUGCUUUGCUUAUAGGGUAAAAUAAGGAGCAAAUAUACGAAUCCAUUCAGUAAAGAAUCUCUAUCCUCAAACAAAGGCAAAACAUUACCUUUUACCUUCCAUUGAAGAAAAAAGGUUUUCUUUUCUGCAUUAUCUUCUUUUUUUUUUUGGAUGAGCCCCCUGUUUUCCUUUCUAAUUUCUUCAUAAAUUAACCCUUUCUAGCCUUUCUUUUUAUUAUUUUGUUUAAUUAUUUCAUGUUUUAAGAAUAAUUAGACUACAAGCCAAGAAUUUAUGUAAACUGAUAAGAGUCUGCAAAAGAUGGGAAAAAAACAGGGGAAAACAGAGAGUGUACUGAAGAGGUUUUUAAUGUAAACGUAGUUUCCUUCUUUUUUUUCUUCUACUUUCUGAUUACAUAAAGCAUUUCAAAAGAAAGAAAAUUAAAUAAAGGGUGUUUUUUUUUUUAAUUGGGAUUUAAAGAUUCUUUGUCUAUCAUCAUGAAUUUUAGAUUACUUAGUAUUUAAAUCACUUCUGGUUGUCCAAAGUUUUACAUUUUCCUAUCUUCUUUUUUUUUUUUUUUUUUCUGGUGAAUAACAAGCAAAUCAAAGACACAUAAUUUGUUGAAAUAAGGAACCUUUUUCAUUACAAAACAAAACAAGGAAAAAGAAAAGCUUCCAUUGUUGUUGUUCUUCAAGGAUGCUUCCUUUCACCUGCAUUCUCGUAAUAUGUAUUUUAGGUCCAUUCUCUUCAUUUGGUAGAGCUGCCUUCAGUCUCAGCCUCCCUCACCAACAUCCUCACCCUGAAUCUGUUGUUCAUGAUGUUCAAAGGAGAUUAAAUGUGUCUAUAUCAAGAAGACAAGCUUUAUCGGUAAGCCAAAAAGAUCAAUGCCUAACCGGAAACCCCAUCGAUGAUUGCUGGCGGUGCGAUCCCAACUGGUACAACAACCGCCAACGCUUAGCUGACUGUUCUAUAGGUUUCGGGCAAGGAACCCUCGGCGGAAAAGGCGGCAGAGUCUACACUGUCGUGGAUUCCUCCGACAACGACGUUGCUAAUCCCAAACCAGGCACUCUCCGCCACGCCGUCAUACAAGACGAACCCCUCUGGAUCAUCUUCUCAACCAACAUGGUCAUCAAGCUGAAGCACGAGCUGAUUUUCAACUCUUUCAAAACCGUCGACGGCCGUGGUGUCACCGUUCAUGUCACCGGGAAUGGGUGUAUAACAUUGCAGUAUGUCUCCCAUGUUAUUAUACAUAACAUCCACGUUCACCAUUGUAAACCAUCGGGGAACGCCGACAUUGCUUCGUCGCCGACGCAUGUUGGAUGGAGAGGAAGAUCGGAUGGUGAUGGGAUCUCCAUUUUCAGUUCCCAGAAAAUCUGGAUCGAUCAUUGCGCCCUUAGUUACUGCACUGACGGUCUUAUUGAUGCUAUAAUGGGCUCCACUGGAAUUACCAUUAGUAACAACUAUUUUUCUCACCAUAAUGAAGUAAUGCUUUUAGGCCAUGAUGAUAGGCAUUUGGCUGAUUCAGGGAUGCAGGUGACGAUAGCUUUUAAUCACUUUGGAGAAGCAUUGGUGCAAAGAAUGCCGAGAUGCCGGUUAGGGUAUAUACAUGUUGUCAAUAAUGAUUUCACGGCUUGGGAAAUGUAUGCCAUCGGCGGUAGUGCUAACCCUACCAUCAACAGUCAAGGGAAUCGUUAUACUGCACCAGUGGACCCUAAUGCUAAAGAGGUGACAAAGAGAGUGGACACGGAUGAGAGGGAAUGGGCAUCUUGGAACUGGAGAACAGAAGGGGAUUUAAUGGUAAAUGGAGCCUAUUUUGUGCCUUCCGGUGCCGAUGUAAGUCCUCAGUACGCUAAAGCUUCCAGCAUCCAGCCUAAAUCCGCUGCCUUCAUUCAGCAGCUCACUUUCACUGCCGGCGUUUUCGGCGAGUCUAGCGAAGAGACUGGGAGCUAUACCUAUCCAGGGUACACCGGCGACACCGUGCCCAGUGGCACCGGCACCACCACUACUGGCAGUUCAGGACCCACCGAUGAUGGCAACUUCUUUGGAAUGAUAUUUGGGAGCGGCGCAGCACCAUCGCCAACCCCACCAGCAUUAACAUCAAUGGCUUCAACAUUUUUGUCUCUUUUAAUUAUUUUAAUUUUGUAUUCUAUUACCAACCAAGGUGCGCUACCACCAUUACUAUCAUUAUUAUUGUUAUAGAAAUUAAAAAGAAAGAAAGAAAAAGGAAUCAAAAUUAUAGGUAAUAGUUAUAAUUUUAUAUAAGAAAUGAAAGAAAUCAAAGAUUUCUGUGAUUA